AUGAAGUACAUCGUCUCCAUCGCCUUGCUCGCAUCUGCCGCCAUGGCUCAGGUGGGCUCGAACUCACUAUCUGCAUCUCAAUGUGAUGCCAGCCAUCUCCAGUGCUGUGACACUGUUGGACCGACUUCUAGCAACGAGGUCACCCAGCUGUUGAGCCUGCUUAAUAUUCCCGCUGAUGGUCUUACCGGAGAAGUUGGCCUUGAGUGUGACCCGAUUCUUAGCGUCACCGUUCCUCACUGUGAGGCUCAGCCGGUUUGCUGCAGUGGUACCAGCAACGGCGGACUGGUUAACGUUGAUUGUGUCCCGGUCAACCUUGACUUGUAG
Molecule: messenger RNA, 324 nt
Organism: Talaromyces rugulosus
Lineage: Eukaryota; Fungi; Ascomycota; Eurotiomycetes; Eurotiales; Trichocomaceae
Exons: 3
Coding region: 1-324 (107 amino acids)
Cellular component (GO): fungal-type cell wall
Molecular function (GO): structural constituent of cell wall
Source: RefSeq, a predicted model, not a curated record